AUGGGUGGUCCUGGUAUUAUUGAUGGUCAACCACAUACUGAAACAGAUAAUUUCCAAAAAUGUUCAUUCAAAAUUAAGGAUAUUGAGUAUUACAGUGCGGAAAAUUAUUUUCAAGCUCAAAAAGCGACAAACCCACAAGAUCAUGAUCGUGUAAGACAAUCGGGAUGUGGCGCAGAUGUUUGGAUGGCUGGUUCUGGCAUUAAACUUCGUCCCGAUUGGGAAUCUGUUAAAGUACAAGUUAUGUAUGAAGGAAACAAGGCAAAAUUUGAUCAAAAUCCAAAUUAUGCUGAACAAUUAAAGAAUUCAAAGGGAAGAGUCACGUUUGCAGUAUCGUCACCAUUUUGGAACAAAUGGAACGGUUUGAUUAUGGAACGAAUACGAGCAGAAAUAAGACAAAAUGGUAAAGAAGAUGAAGAGACUGCGAAAGAGAUUAAAGCUAAAAUGGACAAAUAUAAGGAAGAGAAUUGA
This is a messenger RNA of Didymodactylos carnosus, 468 nucleotides long. The record is from the annotation of a GenBank genome assembly. Lineage: Eukaryota; Metazoa; Rotifera; Eurotatoria; Philodinida; Philodinidae.